This is a messenger RNA of Nasonia vitripennis (jewel wasp), 1072 nucleotides long. RefSeq lists its product as uncharacterized. Bases 3 to 896 code for a protein of 297 amino acids. The transcript is spliced from 3 exons. The record is from RefSeq and is a predicted model, not a curated record. NCBI's taxonomy places the organism in Eukaryota, Metazoa, Arthropoda, Insecta, Hymenoptera, Pteromalidae.
AGAUGAGACAGGGACUCGGGAUUGUGCUGAUGCUGCCGCUGCUGCUGCUGCUAGGAUCCUGUGCGGCGGAGAUCAAUCAGAGGGCCGGCGCGCAAUCGAUUGAGCAAGGGCCCCCCGACGCCGCUGGGCCCACCUACAAAUCGCCGAUGGACAAUUGGAGGAAGGACUGCAGCAAGUCCUAUAGUUCUACGUGUCUGAAGCUCGACGUUGUUUCGUUCGUUGAUCGGCUCUCGGAGCAGGAUGAUAUCGGAAUCCUUCCCGGCGUCUCGGUUGUGAAGCAGAACAGCUCAGUGACUGUACCGACGUCCGACGUCGUAGCGAAUCUCGCUCGAGACUUUCCUAACGACGUCGAUAAGCGCAUGGACGCCUACCUGAUGCACAAAAUUGGAACGUAUCUAAACAGCCAUGCAAUCUCCAUCAAGCUCUUCGAUCCGCGCACCUUCGAGGCCGCCAGGAGCUUCAAUGAGGCGGCUCUCGAGCAACUGGGACUUGCCGGCGAGCAGCACAAAAGCGUCGAAUCUGCUCGAAAAAAGGACAAGGGUGGAAUGGGUGGCCUCAUGGCAGGGCUCAUGAUGAUGAAGGGCACCCUCGGAGCCCUAGGUUUCGGCGCCCUGGCAAUGCUCGCUGGUAAAGCUCUGAUGACGGGCUUAAUGGCUCUGAUGUUGUCAGCUAUAGUGGGCCUGAAGUCCUUGGCCAGCGGCGGUGAGAAAAAGACGACCUACGAGAUCGUGAGCAAGCCCGUCUACACGAGCUCCCAUAGCCACAGCUCGGAGGAACAUCACGGCGGGCAUUACGGGGGCUACAGCAGAUCGCUAGACGCAGCCGCGGAAACGGUGCACGAGGCCCUCAAGAAGUACGGAAACGUUCGCGACAGACGGACAAUCCAGGCGCUGUAGAACGUAUAUAGCUAAAUGCCGUUUUCGUGUCGGGAGAGCUUUUCGUAGUUGGCAUUGCCAUUCUCGCGUCGCCAGCCGCUUCUGCUUGUUUCCUGUCUUUAUUCUCGCUUUCUUUGUUUUCUGAUUUCAACGAGAGCGUGUAAAUAGGCGAUUCUUACUCGGCCUCCUAAUGGUCC